CUGUGCAAUGCACGGCCAUAGACUUGUGGCUUAUGACAACCCACAUGCAUUCUCUCACAGUUCUUGGGUCUCCUGAGUCUGAAAGGCCUCACUGAGGUCAAAGUGUGAGCAGCGCCCUGCUCCGUCCGGAGGCCCUCAGGAAGAGUCUCUUCCCUGGCGUGUCCCAGUUCCAAGAGGCCAACUGCAUUCCCGGGCUCAGGGCCCCCGCACCAUCCUGAAGGCCAUUUGCAGAGCAUCUUCACAUCUCUGACUCUGUGACGUCUGCCUCCCUCUUUCACUUUCAGGAACCCUUGUGAUGACGUUAGAGUCACCCAGGAAUGUACUGAAUUUACUUACAAGUUUGCAGAAGAAACCCGAAGGCAGCCCUUUGGGGCAGCAACACCAGGCUACGAUUUCAUGGCCCAAUUGAGAAGUGGAAUAGAGUCGAUCCUCCCUCCCAACGCCCAUGAGCUGGCCAACAACCGACUGCACGUGUCCAUCUCUAACAUCAAGACCAGAGAAAAUUGCUUAGUCUCAAGUUUUUCCUCCAGAGAGGAUCUCAUUAAGGUUCUCCUGGCGAGCAGCUUCCUGCCCAUUUACGCAGGACUGAAGCCAGUGGAAUACAAGGGGCAGAAGUGGAUGGAUGGAGGCCUCACCAACAGCCUUCCCAUCCUGCCUGAAGGCCAGACAGUGACUAUCUCCCCCUUCAGUGGACGAUUAGACAUCUGCCCAGAAGACAAAGGGCUGCUGGAUCUGUACAUUAACAUCACCAAUCAGCACCUAAGGCUGUCCGUGGCAAACUUGGUAAGGCUUAGCCAAGCCCUCUUCCCACCAAAGAAGAGGAAAAUGGAAUCACUGUAUCAACAUGGGUUUGAUGACACCAUUGAGUUUUUACUUAAAGAAAAUUGGUUUGAACAGAAUGCUUAAACGUCGAUAACACAAAACAGAUUUCACACAGUUUUUGAUGGAGACUUCUAAUCAAAUCGAUUUUUUUUAAAAAACAUGCAGGAUUCCCCAUUACCAGUUUCUGUAACAUUCAUAAUCAUUUUUAUUAUUUGAAUUAUUACUUGGUACAAGGAAAUAAGAAGCAUUUUGCUAGAAUUCGGCUGUUUCAUCAGGACACAGUCAGGUGAUAAGGAAACCUUUCCAGAGAACAAUCGCGUCCUUUGAAAGGUCCCUUUCACAUUUGGGGGGUGGGGGGGUGGGCUCGCUGCGUAAACCGUGGAAUGCUGGAAACGGAGAGCCGCCGCCUGCGCGCUAUCAUUACAGAGAAGGAGGCAGCAUCUGAGACAUGAAAGGGUAUUUCCGUGAGAUACCAGUGCCCUGUAGUCCCAGAACAGAAGGAGCAACUUUGUCAGGCCGAACUUGUCUCCGGGCCGAACCCCAGCAUCCGAGGCAGGGAGGGGAAGGACUGGAGCAACGGGCAGCACCACUAAGGCUUUGAGAAGGGGUGGAGGGGCAACGGCUUGCUGUUCACAGCUGCCACGCAGCUGUGCCUGGUAGGCUGCUGGACUGGUAGGCCAGAAGCCCACGACGUUUUGACACGAGGUCUGUUUUCCUUAUUCUUCAGUACAGUUUCCCCUUCCCACCUUACUCCUUCCAAAUCCACCCUCCAGCUCAGGUGGUUAUCAGACUGUUUUGAUGCGUCCUUGUUCUAAAGCCUAGGCUGCCGUUCGUGUUCUCUCUACAUCUCUCUCUGUCUCUCUCUUUCGCCUGUGUCUUGGGCUCUCUGUCUCUCAGUCUCUUUGUUUGCUCCCACAAGGCCGCACCUCAACAAAUACUUAGCCUUUAGUUUAUAUACUCUAUCUACUCAUGCUAGGAACUCAAACAGGUAAAACACCACAAAACACAAGGGACCAGGUCAGCCAAACAGCCUGGUAAAUAAGGAUCAUAUCCACAAUAAUCAUUCACGUAUUAUGUUUAAAUCAUGUUCUACUGAUCCCAGGUCUUACAUUUUUUGAGCAGUUGUCCUAUCAUUUUGAGCACCGCAUGUGAGUUUACACUAAUUCCUAUACACUGUCUUAAAAUCGUUUCCAUGGGGCUUUGCCAAGCAUGAACUCUUAAUUACUUAAGAAGCAGUUAGAAACAAACUAGUUUAAUUGCUUGUCUUUAACUGUUAUGCAUUUCUCUUUCUGCCAUUUGAAGCCAUUGUUUAAAUCAAUUCUAUGGUUCUUAAAAGCCCCCAAUACACAAUGUUUAGCACAUAAACACUGACAGUUGCCUCCUUUCUGCCGAGUCCUGCAGAGACUCAAGGUAGAGUCGUCGCACCUCUUGGACUGUGUAUGUUUUUCCUACUCUAGCAAAUGCAGUUAAAUCUUCACAUUGUUUUAAUAAGUGACAUGAUGGGGAUAGAUACUCAGUUCAUUCCUGCCUCUGCUCAUUCACUGGAUUUUCCUCUUUUACCACUUUCUGGGACCAUUCUAUUUGUAGAAAGUUUAGUAAAUUCUUUAUUUGAUGCUUCCUCUGAGCAAAAACAAGCCUAAUUGUGUUAGACUUUUAAAAAGUAUUUUGUCCCUAGCGCAUAUGUCUUUGACCUUGUUGGUAGAUGGUACUUGCCUUGAAAACCACUGUAAGUUCACGGACACUGCAGUGCACCCGGCUUUCUAACGCGAGACACAGGUGGCAUUGCAACACAGCCCGCAGUUUGUCUGCUCCAGGGGGACACUGUACCAAAUUCUCAUGAGAGGCAAGUCACAGAGCGUGUUCUGGGGUGCAAAGGCUGUGUCCGCAUGCAUCUGUGCUAAUGGGAAACACGCCUUAACAACAGGCUCUGCCCUAUUGAGAUCAGCAUUUUGAAGCUCUGUAGAACUGGUGUAUGGAAGGUCUGAAGAGACUUUCUGACCCCGAUCCUGAAAUGUUUGCAGGGCAAUUACUGUAACUGGGGGCUUGAUAAGUUCCCAGUUCCCUAUUGGGGUAAUUUCCUAAUGUCUUUGCAUUGUCAUUUAAAAUUUCCCUGGUCUUUCUUUUCUUCUUUUCAGUAACACUCUUUACAUUGUAACUAUGGUAACCUGCAGCUUCCAUUGCCAAUGAGAGAACAUAGAUUUGGUUUCUAAGUUCAAUAAUGCUCUAAAGGAGCAAGCAGUGUAUUAAACACAAAACAAAACAAAAAACUGUUAGUUCUAGUUUCACAGUAUUGGACGUGGCGCAUGUAUAGCAGAAGUUUGCAAAGAAGCAUUUAAUUAUGAAUCUAAACAGACAAGGGCACUUGAAAUGGACAGUUCGGUUAUGCUGCUUUUAAUUUUUUUUCUGAUGAUUAAAACAGACGCAUAUAAUUACUUCCCUUUUUAUAAGUAUUAAUCAUAGAAAGUUUUCGGAUCUAGUCUGUUCUUUUCAUAGUUGAGGAACCAAUAAUUAGCAAAGUUCAGGGUUUUGAGGUUAUUCUUGCUCAAGUUCUAUCUAUACUAUAGCAAAAUAAAAUUGAAAGGUGAAGUAAUUAUCCACAUAACUCAAAGCAGGAGAAAAGGCGAUGAUUGCAGAUUAGGAAAAGAUGAUUUAAAAAAAAAUUAUCAUAGCAACUACUAAUUACUAGUACUUACACUACUAUAUACUUACAUAUUAUAUAUAAGUACUUAUACUAAUAAGUACUAGUAAUUAUUAGUUUAGUUAGGCUGAAUUUACCAUGUAAUUGCUCAACUCUGCACUUAACCUUGGUUACGCUGAUGUCUGCCAGGCUUCUCUCCUCGAAUGUUACUCUGUUCUCCUUGUGGGGAAGUAUUUCGAACAUUAUAUAAAGGUCUCCUUCUUCAUCAGGUUUUCAAUUUUAUCUACACGGACUCACGGUUUCCUGCUUGUUCCCAGGAAAUAGUAUCUGCUACGCCCCUCAUUGCUCUCGAUGUGCGAGUGGCCCUCAGCUUGCUCAGUAGGACCUGUUCCGGCGGCCGGCUGUGCCCCUUGGCAGCUCCUCAUUAUUCUCUGACCCGUGCUUUGCUUUCUGAAACAACAUUCUCCAGGCUUAUCUUGCACUUCUGCUUCCCCAUUCUGGAAUCACCCAUGUCUCUAAGGGCUGUAAUUCUUUUAAUAGAAAAUGGCAUUUAUAUUCACGGUGUGUAUAAACCAAGUUGACUACCCAAAUGACAAUGGUAUUGGUGUGAUGCUGCUCCCAGGUCCUCUCAGUGAAGAGAGUUAGGGAAUUUGCAGGCAUGUGGAUGUGGGCGUGCAUGUACCGGCAUUUACAUCUAUGUUUAUCUAUGUAUCGGUCAAUGAAUCGACCCGCCCAUCACUUAUCUAUGUAUCUACCUAUUUUACACAUAUGUAGAAGCUGUCCUUGCUUGCCUACCUGAUGGUGAUGUCUGUCUGUCCAUUGUUCAAUAAUUGCAUUCUGAUAGGGCAACAAUAAAACUCUAAAUUAAGCCACUAUGCGAAUUGCCUAAAAGAAGGAAGAAAAUUCUUGUCAUAUGCAUUAAAAUAAAUGACUUUCAGUACGCAUGUUAGAUUAAUAAAAUAGCAGCACUCAGUUAAGAAUAAAAAGUUUCAAUAAAAAA
This is a messenger RNA of Manis javanica (Malayan pangolin), 4460 nucleotides long. The record is from RefSeq and is a predicted model, not a curated record. NCBI's taxonomy places the organism in Eukaryota, Metazoa, Chordata, Mammalia, Pholidota, Manidae.